Molecule: messenger RNA, 1167 nt
Organism: Eruca vesicaria subsp. sativa (arugula)
Lineage: Eukaryota; Viridiplantae; Streptophyta; Magnoliopsida; Brassicales; Brassicaceae
Source: the annotation of a GenBank genome assembly
GGAAGACUAAUUUCACGGGGACUCUCUUCAUCUCUCUGUUGCAUCGGCCGUCCCCCCUAACCUUUAGGACAACUUUAUCGAAACCCUAGAUUCGAUUCCUCCGUUAACCCAUUGAGCAAGAGAAGAUGCUCCGAGUAGCAGGAAGGAGGCUCUUUUCUCUUUCGCAGAGAUCUACGAACGCUACCUCCUUCGCGCUUUCCCGAGUCCAUGGCGACUCCUCCUCCUCUUCACCUCCCAGAUCUGUCCCCUCUUCCGAUCUCUCACCUUUCGAUUCUUACCACCGGAGCCUCAUAAGAGGUUUCUCUUCUCAGGUUCUUACUCAAGGAAACGAGGUAGGUUUUGGUUCGGAACCUGCCACCGUGGAGGCUGUCAAGACUCCUAACUCAAAGAUUGUUUACGAUAACCACAACCAUGAGCGUUACCCACCUGGUGAUCCCAGCAAACGUGCGUUCGCCUAUUUCGUCUUGUCAGGUGGGAGGUUUGUGUACGCCUCUGUUCUCCGACUUCUUGUCCUGAAGCUCAUUGUCAGCAUGUCCGCAAGUAAAGAUGUCCUUGCCCUUGCAUCCCUUGAGGUUGACCUUGGUAGCAUCGAACCAGGUACCACUGUUACAGUGAAGUGGCGUGGAAAGCCUGUCUUCAUCAGGAGAAGAACAGAAGAUGACAUCAAGUUGGCAAACAGUGUGGAUCUUGCAUCUCUGAGAGACCCACAAGAAGAUGCUGUCAGGGUCAAGAAUCCGGAAUGGUUAGUGGUUGUUGGAGUCUGCACUCAUUUGGGAUGCAUCCCUUUGCCUAAUGCUGGUGAUUACGGGGGUUGGUUUUGCCCGUGUCACGGAUCACAUUACGAUAUCUCUGGUAGGAUCAGGAAAGGUCCUGCACCGUACAACUUGGAGGUACCAACUUACAGCUUCUUGGAAGAGAAUAAGUUACUCAUUGGUUGAUGAUGAAUCAAAAGCACAACAGUCAGCGAACCUCAAAUGUUUGUUUUCUUCUAUUUUUUUCUUCUAUAUUCCGGCAACCUAAAGCAAGAUUGUCUUGUUUUUGCUGAAUAAUUAUUGAACGUGUACUCGAGCUAUGUUUUUCCGAUGAUGAUGAAAGACUAUUCAUAGUCUGUGUUAAUUGUUUAUCACGACUAAAUUUUUCUUAUGUAUGAGACUGAUUCAUUUCUAU